AUUGUACACGCGCAAUCAGUGUUUUUUGUAUUAGAUACUUAGCAGCACCAGGCGCUCACCCAAGUAUCCGGAUCAAGGCCUCAUGUGUGUACUUUUUAAACCAAAGGGUCAACAUGUGUAUAUUAUAUAUUGAUCAACAACUUGGUACAUUAUUAUUGUUAUCAGGUUUAGCAAAACCAGCUGCAGCAGCGGAUGAGUUAUUGAAGACUGGGCAGUUCUCAAGGCCAGCUAAAAUGCGUGCCCAUCUUCCCAUAACACAUUUCUUUAUGUUUAAAUUUGAAAUAUAUAUUGAGAUAUAUUACUUUAAUUUGAGCACAGGGCACCCUGUUUUCAUGGGUCCCAAUAGCCUAUCACUUACCCACCAACAGUUCCAGGAAUAGACUCUAUUUCUUUUGAUAUUUCCCAUCAUUGGAAGCCGGCGGAUCCCUCGUUGAUGACCUCAUUGAUGCUAAAUCCCCUUUUCAUCAUUCACUGCGGACCCUGAUAAAAGCCUCCAAUGGGGGUUGUUUUCCAAACAGACCAAACCUCCAUCCUCCUACAGUGAAAGCUGGUGUGAAAACCCGGCAGGAAGGAGAGCGAUUGCGCAGCAGCGUAGGCAUAAUGAUCCAGGGGACGUGGCUAUCUGUCACCAGUGCCAUGAAAGGCUUCAUGUCUGCAGGGGAGACUCCUUCAACGAGGACCCCUGACUCCCGCACCAUGCCUUCUCCAGCGCCUUCAUUUGAGACCGAUAGGGCUGUAUUCUGUUUCCUCUGCAGCUCACAUUUGUUUUUUCAGCCAGUGGAUGGCCCGUGACCACCAGAUGAUUCUAUUAUUCACCUGAUCUGGCCACCCCGCGGAUUACAGUAAACAACUUUACGGCUCGUUGAGUAGCAGUGGCUGCUAUAGGGAAACAGGAUCUUCAGUCAUCGCUGAAAUAUGGAUUGAAAUGAUUGGCGGCUGAUAACUCUGAUUGUUACGUGAUCAUUAUGUUCAAUCUUCUCUCUUGGUGUCGGUCGUGAUGCCACAGGCAUGAUGAUAACACCUUUUUGCAGGAGGCGACCGUUGAAAAGAAUGUGUGAGAGGAAAUUUGAUUGAAAAAUUCUCCUCCUACUGUCAUUGCUUGAUACGUUAAUUUUAGUUAGGCCCCAUGUUAUUGGAUUACUUAUUUGGUAUAUAUCACAUCAUUCUGUCUGGAGCGAAACUGAAUUAGGCCCAUAUUUCCCUAUAGUUAAUCCUUCUAACAUUUAGCUUUUACAGAUUAAUGAGAUUGCCAUGAAAAAAGAAUCUGUUGAUAACAAUCAAUGCAUCUCUGUAGCUAUCAGUCUAAUUUGUGCAGUCUCGAUGUUUUCUGUAUAAAUGAAUGGCUCAUGUUUGAGCUGCGACAUCAUGCCCGUGUCAUGGAGUGUCUUUGUUGCUCCUUCUCUUUUGGAGGCAUAGCGUCUGAUUUAUCCCUGUGAAUGCAGGCUAAUUGUGAGGCGGCGCCUGGCAGCCUUUUCCCCAUGUGUCCCUGUGGAGUCCUCCCCGUAUGCAACAAGAGCGGGCCUGUGGGCUAAACAUAAUGCCGGCCUCUGUUGGUGGAGCUAGCCAAGGCCCAGGCCAGUGAAGCCCCAGCCCCGGCUCUCUGUACGUCAGGAAACCUCCCCUCCAACAGUUACAGAACCCCCCUCUGUUCUCCCACGACCUCGCCUCUCUGUGUUGUCCCCGCCGGACCCUGCAGCAUCUUCCACCUCCGAGGCCGACUCUGAUACCAGGGAGGGAGAGACGGUGGCCAUGAACUACAAGCCCUCGCCCCUGCAAGUUCAAAUAGAGAAACAGAGGGAUCUGGCCAGGAAGGGAUCCGUGAAGAAUGGCACGGUGGGAAGUCCUGUGAACCAGCAGCCCAAGAAGAACGCCAGGACAAGACUGGUGGUUCCAAACAAAGGCUACUCGUCCUUAGACCAGAGUCCAGACGAGAAGCCCCUGGUGGCCCUGGACACUGACAGUGACGACGACUUUGACAUGUCCAGAUACUCGUCAUCGGGAUACUCCUCAGCCGAGGUGAGAUGUCUGAGGGACCAGCAGAUCAACCAGGACCUGAACAUCCAGCUGCUGAAGGACGGCUACCGGCUGGACGAGAUCCCCGACGACGAGGACCUGGACCUCAUCCCUCCCAAGGCCGUGAACCCCACCUGCUACUGCUGCCAGUCGGCCCCGUCCACGGCCUGUCAGAUCCAGUAGCAAGCGCCCCCCCCCCAGAACCCCCACCCUAUACCCUACCCCCUACACUCUACACCCACCGCCCCCCCCCCACCCAACCACCACCCACCACACACCCACCAUGCUGAAGUCAGUUAACCACCCGGGUGGCGCCAAUGGCCGGUUACUUUGGAGAAGAGGAAGAGCUGGCCUUUGGUGAGAUAAUUAGUGAAGCUUCAAAUGAAAAAGAAUAUAGUCUCAAGAAAAAGGGGUUGAAUUGUAUAUUAGCUCUGAGCUAUCCGAACGCACGCUCCUCCUAUGGUAGGAUCUGUGCGUCUUGCUCUCCCGGGGUGUGUAUUCAGAGAGGACUUUGAAACUGAAAAAUGAUCCUCUUUUUUGUUUUGUUUUUCUUCUCUUUGUUUUCCUCCUUUAAUGAACUUUGGAAGGGCAAAGGGGCCAGACAUUGUUGAAAAUAGAAUGAGAAGAUGUGGAAUCAGCCAGACCACUGUGGCAGUGCACCAGACAUUCACUCGGCGCCUAGUGAUGACACGCGUCACGUGUGGUUUUAAAUUGUCUCAGAAGGAAAGGCGGCGGCCAUUGGUGUCGUUUUUUUCCCCCUCCUUUCUUGGUUCGCCCUUCCCAUCACUUUGUGUUGUCUUCCUGUUUAUGAAUGAUUAUAGGUCAUGCGUGUGUGUGUGUGUGUGAGAGAGAUUGUACAGGAACUGUAAAAACAACAAUGCUAAUGCUUAUAACUACACCUGUUAAUGGAGUCGUUGAAUCGCCAACAGUUGAGUAACGUAGCUAAAAACAGUCUGCUGUUAUAGUGAGGUCAUAACUACUUAAAUAGGUCCAAUUCUGAGUCGAUUUUAACUUUAAGUAUUUUACCAAGAACAAAAAAAAAACAAGGAAGACGCAUAAGACGGUUUUGCAUGUUGCUCGUGGCGUUGUGUACAGCCCAUGCAGAUGUUUAUCAGCCUCUAGCUACAUGAACAGACUUUAGUGCCAAGUACUUAUGAUAUUGGUCGCACUUUCAUACAUCCAUAUAGUAUUACCUUCACUUUGCUGCAAUAUCCAUAGAUUGAAAAGAAAGAACUUGAUGCUAAUUAGAAUUAAUGGCAGAAUACGCAAGUUCACUUAAUUUAUUCACUUGUCUUUUACUUGGAGGGCAAGGCUUUCAUAAUACUCUAAUACCAAAAUGGAGACAAUUUUUCUUUGGGCAGAGUAUUGGCAAUUUUAAAAUAAGCAAGAGGCUUAGCUAUCUGCUGUUUGCCAGAAUCCAUGUGCGCAGAAGAAAAUUAAAUAUAGCCCAUUUUGUUUGCCUCAUAAUGUCACGAGUUAUGCUGGCUGUCCCCCGAACCCAGAUAACAAAAUGGUGUUAUGUUAGGAGAAAAAAUGGGGCAUGCUAUGUGACCCUCGCAGGAAUGAACUCAGACAUGCAGCUGUCAAUGUAACCCUGAUAUCCUUCUGAAUGAAACUGAAGGAAGGAGAGAGAGAGCAAGAGAUUGUUGUAUUGCUGGUGUCCUUACUGAGAUAGCUACCAACACGGGGCACUUCCCUCUUCAUUUAGUACAUCAUAUCAAAAGUUUACGACUUUCCUUUUGUAUUUUUUAGUAUUUUUGUGUUUGUAUGUUUCCACAUUUGCACAUCACCUUUUUGACCAUGUGUUCCGGUCAACGGAUUCAUAAACACUGUCCAUUAUCUGUCAGUUAUAAUAAUGGAAAAAAAACUGUACACGCGUAUGUAGCACCCCAAACCCCAAGGUAUGGUCAAUGCUUAGUUUUCCAGUUGAAUAACCAUGUAUGAAAGGGACGUGGUUCAGUGUUUUAAAAGACUGGAGGGCAUGCUCGAUGGCAAUGUUUACUGUAAACCGUCAGUUGUCCGCUAUGAUUUCCAAUAGAAGCGUUUAAUAUAUAUAUAUUUUUUGUUGACUACACUGAGACUUUGACAUGCUGGUUGUUUUUAUUUUGUUGUAUGUGCCAUCGCAUUUUUGUUUUGUUGCUGAGUACGCACUGUUGUUUGGAAGUCCCUAAGUAUUCGAUUCCUAAUCAGGUGAAUUGAAACAUCCAAUAGCCGGGUUCUGCUCUCAUUCUAGACAUGGGGAAGUCCUGGCUGGUGGGCCACUGUGACUAGAAAAAUCAUAUUCAUGAUGGAGUAAGUUCAUUUCUUUUCAAUUCGCUGCUCUUAAAAUGUGUUGUGUAUUUGUGUAUAUGGGACCAUUGCUGAUUUCUGUAACCUAGAUCAGAGGACGUGCAUUGGAAUAGAGCGUUUCGAUCCUGGUAUUGAUGUGGAAUCAAACCAAUAUGGACAUUGUUUAUUUUACCCUUAGUUUUCAAACUGCACUCAUUUCAUAUGGCUAUUAAUUGAAAUGUUACACAUGAGUAUUUAGAAUUUUGGAUACUUGUCCCCCUCACCAAAAUGCACAAGAAUUCUCCCUCAAAUUUGUUCCACAUCUACACUGUUCCUCUUACAAAGUUUACAAUCCUAAUGUUUUGCCUGGAACAUUGUGGAUGCUUUGACCAGGCAAAACAGUAAAGUUUUUUUGCUUGAUUAUCAAUGUGUUCUGCAUUGGGCACAUUUUACCAGUGGCGUUCUUGUUGAUCAUCUCCGCUCAGCAAAGUUUGCCCAUAGGCCUGUACCUACAGGACUCAACAUAGCAGUUAUUCAAAAAAUCUGAUGUUCACAUCUAGGUGCUACCUAUGCUUGUAUGAAUUAACCAACUGCAACUAAAUCCCAAUUGAAUUCAAUGGGAAAGACUACCGUACUACGACAGUACAUCGCAAGGCAGCCUUUAGCUUGGGCAAGCACACUACCGUUCAGGAGCGACCAUCUUGUGUUAUUGUAAUCGUCAUGCCAACUCAAAGAUACACUACUUUCAGCCAUUGGUGUGCAAACUGUGGUGUGGUGUUGCUCACUGUUUACUUAAGUAGCUCCUGCCUUAAGUGAUGCAUUGUAACGGAGGGAUAUUUUAUCAGCAGUCGUACAUGUUUUAUUUAUUUUAAGUAUGGGAAACGAUUCAUUUUAACAUAGAGAUGCUUUUAAUUUGCCAGAUGCUUAUUGUUAUGAUUGUAUAGACAAAUGUGAACUGAUUCCAUUUGGUAUUUAACAGUGUUAAUGUUCGGUGUACUGUAACAUAUCGAAAAAUAAAUAUAAAAUAUCUGGA
Gadus macrocephalus (Pacific cod) is the source of this 5314-nucleotide messenger RNA. RefSeq names its product family with sequence similarity 219 member Aa (gene fam219aa). Bases 1750 to 2196 code for a protein of 148 amino acids. NCBI's taxonomy places the organism in Eukaryota, Metazoa, Chordata, Actinopteri, Gadiformes, Gadidae. The record is from RefSeq and is a predicted model, not a curated record. The transcript is spliced from 6 exons.